UUUCCACACUGAGCCUAUGAUCACGACAUUUUGCCUUGAAGUCGAACCUGAACCUGUGGGAAUAAUUUGGAAACUUGGAGGUCAUUCCAGCAGCUCUUCAUCCUGAGAGGCAAAUGUCCAGUCCACUAGAGCGGGUUGUAGCCCAGAAGAAGGAGGCCAUUGAAGCCGUAAUGGAGAUGUUUGAGAGAGGAGCCGAGGUGCUGGCCAGCGCUGUUGGGGAGCUGUGUCCUCUUUUUGAAGCUUCUGCUCCAGUUUUGAGGCUGGUCUUGGACAAUGUGGAAAGCAAGGAGGUCACAUAUGUCAAAGAUCAGUUUCUAGUUGUGAGAAGCAAAUUAGAUGUCCUCUCAUGUCAGUUACAGGACAUUGACUCUGAGAUCAGAAGGAGACGUUUGGAUACCCAGUUCUUCUCUGUGGAGGAAAAUUUGCGGAACCAGUUUAGAAAAUACAUAGAUAUUCUGGAGGCUAAACCUGAGUAUAAGGAAGUCAAAAAGCGCUUGUUCUUAGAGCAUUUUUUCAUAACAGGUGGAGAGAAAAACCUCUGUGUGCUUUAUAAUGCUGUGAUGGGAAACAGCACAUUUGGGGAACCGAUCCUGGAUGUUGUGGAACAAUACGAGGCCAGAAACAGAAGGGUCCUGGAAGAUUUCUGCGUCAGACUGAAGGAGCUGCUCUGCUUGGGAAUCAUCGCUCUGCUGGGAUAUUGUUUUCUUACUCAGGGUGAGGAAUCAGAGCAGGAGAAGAUUCAAGAGUGGAGCACGAAAAUCCAAGAAAUUGAGAUGAAAAUGAAGGAAACGAUAGAGAAAUGUGUGGAUUUGUUUCCAGAGCAAGCUGAAUUGGACAUCAAGAGGCUUGUGAAGGAGAAAGAAGAUGAGAACAUUCAGGAAACAGCCAAGGAACUGCUGGACUUCCUGAUGAAGAAGUACGACUGGGUGAGCUGGUCCAUCAGAGUCAUUAGUAACUUGGGCAAAAUUAGAAACUUGAGAGCCGGACAGAACUUUCAUUGUGUGGCCGGACAGAAUUAUUUUGAAGUAUCUCAAGGAAAUGACAUCAACCUGGUGGUCUCCUUCAGCAGCAAGCCUCAGCCUGUGCCCAACGAGAGCGUAAAGCAGAUGAUGGAAGGCCCUGCGAGGAAGGGAGACGCCAAAGCUGUUGUGGAGCUUCUGGAGAAGCAGUUAUCUGGGUUUCUGGUUCACGCCGUCAGUCGUCACAAGGACAGCUUUGCUCUGUCGAGUUUUCCUGAAGAAUGUCACUACUGGGAGAAACAAAAGAACGUGAAUCUCUGUGUGCAUUCAGAGUAGAUUUAGACAUAAACAUAUAAUUACUAUUAUUAUAUUGUUAACAUUUUGCAACUGCAGCAUUGUUUUUUCUUUAUUCAUGAUCUAUAUGCCUUGAAAAACUCAUUGUUCACUCAAAGUCAUUGUUAUAUGUUCAUUGUAAGGUUGCUAUCACCUGUCCGACUGUACAUUUAAAAAAUGAUAAUUUUAACAAUCUCUUUUGCUUUAUGAAAAGGAACAGUUCAUCCAAAAAUUCUGCACAUUCCAUGAAAAAAAGGCUAUUUGUUUAGAACUGUUCUGGACUGGUUUUGCUUGUAAACGGGGCCUGCUCUGUGCAUACUUCUCUCCUAAAUAAGACAAAAUGACUUUUUCACCAGAGAAAGCAAUAUUAUAAAUAGAGGACUUGCAUUUUAGCUGGAAGCAAUGGUUUGAAGUUAAAUAGGCCUUGAUGAUGGAUUUGUUUCUUACAAACACGCAGCUUUUGGCUUUACAUGACGUUAAUUGAUGGACUGGAGUGGUGUGGAUUACUUGUGGAUUAUUGUGAUGUUUUUAUCAGCUGUUCGAUCUCUCAUUCUGACGGCACCCAUUCACUGCAGAGGAUCCAUUGGCGAGCAAGUGUUGUAAUGCUAAAUUUCUCAAAAUCUGUUCAGAUGAAGAAACAAAGAGGAUGGCCUGGGGGUGAGCACAUUUUCAGCUAAUUUUCAUCUUUGGGUGAACUAUUCCUUUAAACAUAUUGAGCACCAUGUAAUUUCAACUGCCAUAUUUUCAAACAAAAUAUGUUGAUUAUUUGUGAUUUAUUACUGUGCAUGUUUGCAUCAAAAUGUUAUAAUAUAACAAUGUCUAUACCAUUCCCUUUAAAUGCAGUAGGCAGCAAUGUUAAAUGUUGUGAUGUUGUGUAAACAAAUGCUUUGUAGUAAUAAAAACUGAAGCAAUACGACUUGGAAGUACUGCAAAGAAAAGUGUUUCCCCAUUUAGCCUGCAUGAUAAUGACGUGAGCUGACAGUAUCUGUUCCUCAUCAGCCAUAAAAAAGCCCACGGCAAGACGUCUCAGGAAACUAAUGCAUGUCUUGCACAGCAGAGAGCGCAUGAUGUUAGACUAAAGUACACCCUUUAAAAAUUCAUGUUGGUUCAACUUGAACUUACACACUGCCUAGAAACACCUGAGGUUCAAUUGUUUACUGAUUUAGCUUUUUUCAAGAUUAUUUGCAAUAAUAAAUCUGAUUUCAUUUUCCUGUUUUGUAUGAGAUGUUUCACAUUAACAUGACUUACAAGCGAUUGUUGACAUUCAUUGCUAUUAACUCUCUGAAGUGGACACAUAUAGCACUCAAAGCCACAUCUAAUUAAAUUACUGCUUUUGUACAGAAGUCAGCAGUUUCUGGCCAGGGGCUGCAGAAAUAGAGGGUGAGUAACCUUUCGCUGUUAAUAUACAGACGACGAGCUCCAGAGUGCUGUGUUCAGCUCUCCAGAUCCACUCAUUAAGAUCACUGAAGUGCGGAAAGAGGGAACAAUCCAUCAUUUAACACUCACAAGGGCCUUAAGUUAGAAUGUGAUUCUAUUUUAUGCUGCUGCCACAAAAAUUAUGUUUUUUUUAAAAAAGCAGAUCAGAUGUUAGUGUCUUCACAUAAAGACAGAAGAUUUGGUGUCUGGGACAAAAAUAAAAUAAAAAGAAAUAAUUAAUUGUGAAAAUAGAUGACAUUUCUUCUGUUCCAGAGGUAUUUUUCCCAUUCAUUUUCACCGUACAGAAAAUAAAUUGGGGCAAAAGUGCUCAAAGUGUCCGAGAUCAUGAUCCAAACAAACCAGCUGUGAGGUGAAAGAAAACAUUUCAAACUUUACACAUUUUUUAUUUUAUCUUUUUUUAAAGUCACAGUAAAAGUUAAAUUGUAAUAGGAAAUUGUUAAAUUUAUGAAGAACUUUUCAUCCCAUAAAGCAAUGAAAAUAAUGUGAAUCAAAAACAAUGACACAAUGUAAAACUACUGAUAUACACCAGUGUUAUUUUAAUAUUAUUAGUAUUAUAUUUUUUGUUGAUAAUUUUAAUCGGAUUUUAAAAAUCAAUUAAGUAAUAAAUUAAUUAAUUUGAGUUAGUUUUAGUAAUUUUGUUGUGUUUUUGCCAUUAGGCCUAUUACCGUAGUUUUUUUUUUUUUUUUUGUAAUGUCUUUUUGGCUUGCUCAGGGGACACUUAAUUUCUAGCGAUUAUCGCCGAUUUGAUUGCACAGAUACUAUUUAAACUAAAUGACAAUGACAUCUCUGAAUUCAAUAAUGAAAUGCCUUUAACUGAAAAUUGAGUGUUUAAUCUUAUCAUCAUACAUUACUGACACUCUGUCCUCCAAUUUGAUACUGUUAAGUGCUUUGACACAAUCUGUAUUGUUAAAAGCGCUAUAUAAAUAAAGGUGACUUGACUUGACUUGACUUUAUAGUUUUUAUUUUUAUUUUUAAUUUUUAGUUUUAGUUAUUUUAGUACUUUAACUUAAGCUAAAUAAAAAUGUUGGCUUGGCAACUAGAUGAAAUAAGGUUUAAGAUUUUUUUUACAUUUGAUCUUAUUUCAAGCAAUGGGAUUUUUAAUGAUGAAACCCCUGAUUUAUUGCAAAUUAUUCAAUAUAAGCUAUACAAACACAUAAGUACUUAAAAAAGGCGCGUUUACUUCACUUGGAUUCUGUAUUAUUUCGCAGAUUUGAAACUUCAAUGUGCAAAGCUUCCGGUGUGAUUUGCUUCCAGUUAUUUUACAUAUACAAAACAGUCCAUUAUGCUGUUUGAUACUGUAUUUUAUUACCAUGUUAUUUUAAUUAAUGAACAUAAAUCACAUUGGUUUGUAGUGCCAAUAGUUUUACUGUUUACUGCACUUUGUUGUUCUUCAAGUUCUGAAUGAUUCUGAAGUCUCGGGUAUUAAAAGAAAACAGCUUACUUUGCUAUUUUUAUUUGCGUUGCAAAAAUAAAGUGGACUGAAACUCCUGUAGGCUAUUCAUUAGCGGUUGAUGCUUCUGUCUUGGUUGGAGUUAUAUUGAUCCAUGUAGCCUCCAUCUCUGAUAAAGUUUUUUUAGUUACACCCGUCUGUUACUAAAUCAAAACAUAUGUAUUUUAUUUUGGUAUGACAUAGCGACAAUACAGUUGAAAUACAUUACUUUUUACAAUAAAUAAAAAUAAAUAUUGUUUGUUGUUAUACACAUUCUGCUGGCAGAUGGCGCUAAAACACAUUGGAACUAAUGAAUGGAUGUUUUAUUUCACCAAACGUCGCUAAUGACAGCUAAAUAGUGAACCACAGAAAAAAAGCUGUGAUAUUUUACUACAAACUGCUUCUGACUUUGUUGUUAUAUAUUGAAAAUAAUGGCCCUACCUACUCCAGAAAAGUCAAUAUCAAUAUUUAAUAAACCAAUAAGUGAUUUUAUGAAGCCCAACAUCAUAGUACUGCCAGGGGUGGUGGAUCAAUCCCAGGAUACCUCACUCUGGCUGCAUCUGCCGAUCACAGCCUGAGCUAAUGACAUUACCUAUUCAUCAGAGUGGACCAUCGACCGGCCUCCUGCCUUUAAGUGGCCUGAUCUGAUAAAAAGCAUUAAAACAUUUGUAC
Messenger RNA from Onychostoma macrolepis, 4830 nucleotides. RefSeq names its product protein rapunzel-like. NCBI's taxonomy places the organism in Eukaryota, Metazoa, Chordata, Actinopteri, Cypriniformes, Cyprinidae. The record is from RefSeq and is a predicted model, not a curated record. The transcript has 2 exons. The coding region runs from base 114 to 1295 and encodes 393 amino acids.